UGUUUGGCGUGCUCUAAAGUAGGCCAGCGUGCACGGAUGAGAAGCUCUUUGUCGGCUCUGGAUGAGUGGAGCGUGGAUAAACAUAUUCACCACUUAGUGGAUCUGACAGCGGCUCAGAAUGUGAACACACUUGCGUCAACUUUAGCUUCAUCAAAGUGAGUCAGACAGCGUUCGUGUUCUCCUUGUUUUUCCAGCGCUAACCGUGCCAAAUGCUGGGAUGGCUUGUGGCUUUGUGUGCUGUGGUCCUGGUGAUCUUUUUGUUGCCGGGCUCCAAGUAUUUUGGCAGCCAGCGCCGGUGGGAUGCUUGGUUUCAGAGACAGGAGAAAGAGGGGAGCGGAGAGCGGCGCGCCUCAGCCGGGGCUGCUGCUGCGCGCGGCGCCGUGGAACUCGUCUGCAAACCCUCCGCGCUGGCGAACUACCUGAAGAAGCACUGCAGGACUUUCACUGAUUACGCGACGUGUGCGGGCUGGACGUGGCGGUUCAGCGUCUUCAUCCUGAGCGCGUUCGAGCUGUGCUGGCCGUAUUACAGCCCGGUCCAGUUCGUGCGGGACAACCUGCAGCUGAGCGACGACGGGCUGGUGGCGCUGGACUGGGCUGUGCCAUCCUACCAGAAGAGACGCAGGACUUCCAGUCAUUCCAGCAGCCCGGUCCUGCUCAUCAUCCCCAACUCUUUUGGGAAGAUCACAGGAAACUUGUUAAAGUUGUGUGAAGUGGCGCUGUCACAUGGAUACCUACCAGUGGUCUUCAACCGCCGCAGCCAAAACGCCACUCCCCUCACCACCCCCAAGCUGCAACAGUUUGGCGACCCCACCGAUCUGCGCGAGGCUGUGCGCUACAUUCGAUACCGUCAGCCAGCAGGGCGACUGUAUGCAGUGAGCGAGAGCUCUGGAUCUGGCCUCCUCCUCUCCUACCUGGGGGAGUGUGGGUCAUCCAGCUAUGUGACAGCAGCUGCAUGCUUGUCUCCUGUGUUCCGCUGCCAGAGCUGGUUCGAGAGUGGACUGUGCUGGCCACUACAAUGGGCUUUAACUCUGUACCAGAAGAUGUCCCUUAGCAGGUACAGGACAGCUCUGGCUGCUACUGUGCAAAUGGAAGCCUUGUUUUCCAGCUGUUCUCUGCGUGGUGUGGAGGAAGCAUUAUUCUGUCAAACUGGGACCAGCAGUUUCAGCAUUACAUCAGGUGCCUGGGAUGCUUAUUGGGAACGCAAUGAACCCCUUAGAGAUGUAGACGAGGUGGCUAUUCCUGUUUUGAGUGUGUGUGCAAAGGAUGACCCUGUGCGGGGAGAUGCCCAGUCCACUAUACCUUUGGAACUCUUUGAAACAAACCCCCAUUUUUUUCUUCUUCUAACUGAACGAGGAGGUCACUUGGGUUUCUGCACCCAGCCGGAGAAGAGAGCCUUUGAUCUGGGUGCGUCUGCUUCAUACUUUGGGAUGGAAGGCUGUGUUUCCAACUGGAGCCACAGAGCUGUAUUUGAGUUCUUCAGGGCAACAACAGACUUUUUCAGCGUAGAGGAGAGGUCGAAGCAGCUCGCUGCAAAGAGACGGGGGCUUGGGGGUGCAGCUGGAAGAGCUUUCCGGCAUCGCAGUAUCAGUACAUGUAAGCGAGUCCCUGCGUGUUCUCACAACAUACAUGCCAUUUACAACUGGCAAAGGUCCUACACACGAUGAUCGAAGCUAAAUGGAAAAUGAAGUUUUGAACGCUGUAUGUCCGCAAUGUGAUGGGUAUUAAAAGCACUCUCAAAUGCAUCUUCGGUUUUCUUCAGUGAUGUAUUCAGGACUGUAAAUCUGUGCCUCCCCGGACAUCAGCUGAUGAGACAUCACUGAUAGUAAUUCAGUACAAAUGUGCAUUGUCAUGUUUGUGCACAAAACAAACGUUAAGAAAUGCUGAUUCUUAAACUAUGUAGCACUAAUGAUGGCCUUAAUUUACUUUAUCUAUUUGAAUAAAAUAAACAGUAUUUUGUGAAACAAAAUUUGGGAGCAUUCCAUACUAAAUCUUUCCAUUUGCACCAUCGAACAUAGCAAUUUAAUUUACUUGUGGAAACUGCAUACAAAUGUUGAUGGUGUGAACAUAUUACCAUUGUUGAUUAGGUGCGCCAUAGUACAAUGGUGCAACUAUUUCUCUUUGAUGUAAAAAAAAAAAAUCACAUUUUCUUUACUCCUUAGUUUACAACUGCAGCCAGUCCAGUUUGUUUGUUUUCUGUGAAUGUAUAUUCAAAUUAUUAGAAAAACAAGAUUUUGUCGUAUCUUGAGGAAACAUUCACUGAUGCCCCCGAAAAAAAGACAUUGUGAAGGCGCUGUUCUUUUCUUUAAGAUUAAGUCUAAAAGUUCAAGGACUACAGGUCAAUUCUAUAAUCCUAUGUUUUUAGUCAUGUGCAAUUGUUUAUCCCAGUUGCCUUGGAUGGAUGCCUAACACUGGUGCUUACGAUCUACCAGCCUCCCUGUGAGUCCAGUGACUCCUCCUUCUGAUAGCUGAACACACCUGAUCCAGGUGAUCAACUACAAGAAGUGCAGAGAGAGUUGGAAACAGGCAGGGUGGUAGUAGAUCUUGAAGAUCAGAGUUUGCUUGGGUUAUAACAGAUUGUGUCUUUUGGAUUUAGAAAAUGAAACAUUCACAUCAUUUUCUUUGCAACAGCUGAAAUGUAAACAUUUCAGAACUAGUAAAAAAUGUUAGGGUUUAGAGGUACUGACUUUUAAAGUAACUCAAGUAUCUAUUUGUAUAUCUGAAAUGCCUGAUGGAAAUUAAUGCAUCAGAAAAGAAAUACCCAACCAACAAGACUUGUUUUUCACUGAAGUUCACAAUAAAUUCUGUUUGGGCAUUCAUGUUUUUCACCAGAUCCACUUUUCUAAAUAUCUAUUGUUCUUGCUCUAUCAGUUAUGUUAUCUAAUUUAUGAUCUUUUUUUCCGUUUUAAAUUCCAGAGUUUGUAGUAUGCCCGUGCCUUUUUACUAUUGUUUUACAAGUGGCUGUAAAAUUUGAUUGUGUUUUGUUUAUAUAUUUUUCUUUAAAAAAAAAAUAAUUGGAGGUAAAGUAAAAAAAAAGGUUUGUAAAACACUUGAUGCCAAGGGGAAACUCCAAAUAAGUAAGUUGGCAAAAGUAGUAGCUUUUAAAAUAAAAACUUGAGAUUUGAACUUUCAGUAAACUCUGUAGCUGAAGGCAUUUUUCAUUUUCUGUCGCCUCUCAGACUUUAGGACCUUUUGCCUUUAUCUGCUCAAGAGAUUAAAGCAGUGGGGCCCAUACUGUUACUGUGUCAAUCUUCAACUCUCAGUUGAAGACAUAUUACACUUUCUGAGAAACAUUUUUCCUUGAAAAAUAAAUAUUUGUACUUUUUCUUGUUUUUUUUUGUCAAUAAAGAUUGCAAAUUGAGUAAAAA
This is a messenger RNA of Oryzias latipes (Japanese medaka), 3365 nucleotides long. It is a transcript of the gene abhd15a, whose product is annotated as abhydrolase domain containing 15a. Lineage: Eukaryota; Metazoa; Chordata; Actinopteri; Beloniformes; Adrianichthyidae. Gene Ontology annotation, biological process: lipid metabolic process. Gene Ontology annotation, molecular function: monoacylglycerol lipase activity; short-chain carboxylesterase activity. The record is from RefSeq and is a predicted model, not a curated record.